This is a messenger RNA of Charadrius vociferus (killdeer), 610 nucleotides long. RefSeq names its product WAS/WASL-interacting protein family member 2-like. Gene Ontology annotation, molecular function: actin binding. NCBI's taxonomy places the organism in Eukaryota, Metazoa, Chordata, Aves, Charadriiformes, Charadriidae. The transcript is spliced from 4 exons. The record is from RefSeq and is a predicted model, not a curated record. The annotation marks the transcript as partial.
GCGAACACAGAGCCGCCAAAACUGAGCCGAGAGGAGCAGCGGGGCCGGGGGGCCCUCCUGCAGGACAUCUGUAAAGGGACCAAGCUAAAGAAAGUGACACAAAUCAAUGACCGGAGCGCACCGAUCCUAGAGAAACCCAAGGGCAGUGGUGGCGGCAGCUACGGCUCUAGCUCAGCUGCGAUCCAGCCGAAGGGCGGCCUCUUCCAAGGCGGUGUGCCCAAGCUCAGACCUGUGGGAGUGAAGGACAGCUCAGGUAAUGGCCGUCUGACUGUGGUUGAUAUGAGGGUUCCCUGGGGAGCCCCACCGCCCCCUCCACCGAUGCUGCGAAACGGGGGGCGUGACGCCCCCCCACCUCCGCCCCCUUACAGACUGCACGGCUCCACCGAGCCCCCGAGCCGAGGGAAGCCGCCGCCACCACCCAUGAGGACGCCGGCCGGGCCACCACCGCCACCUCCACCGGUGCGGAACGGGCACCGGGACUCCAUCUCCACCGUCAGAGCAUUCCUGGAUGACUUUGAAUCCAAAUAUUCCUUUCAUCCCGUCGAAGACUUCCCAGCCCCAGAAGAAUAUAAAUACUUCCAGAGAAUCUACCCCAGCAAAACAAACAGAG